AUGGAUUUCAUGAGAGAUGGCACUGAAGAGAAUCUAGAGGAAGUCAACUACAUUGGAGGAAACUAUGGGAAUAGAGGAUUCAAUCCACCAUUUCGCGCGCAUCCAAACCUAUCAUACCGGAGCAACAAUGUGGAGAAUCCAAAUGACCAAGUCUACCCCAAUCAAGGAGCGUAUCAAGGAGGCCAAUACCAAUCCAAGCCACAACAAGUCUAUCCAAGAGGGAUGUACCAAGUGAAGCAACCAUUCACUUUUUCUCAAGAAACAAAUCCAACCCAAACCGGAGAGAAGGUUGACGUGGCGUUGAAGAAAUACAUGGAGGAGCAGAGAUUGAUCACCAAGAACCUAUAUGAGAAGCUUGAUCACAUGUUUGGUGAUCUAAGCAGCAAGUUUGGGUCUCUCUCUACUCACGUUCAAAAGCUUGAGGUGCAAAUCGCUCAAACAGCCGAGGCGGCCAAGAAACAAAAUGAGGUAAACACUCAAAAAUUUUGUAGUGUUGUCUCAUCUAUAGAUGGCACAUUGUUCCUACACUAUCUCAAGGGGAAGAAGAAGAAAAUGAGCCUAAGGAGAGGCACAAACCGGAGAGAUACAGUUGGGAAUCAAGAAGAGCUUACAAGAGAAGACUUGAAGGCAAGCCACUACAAAAACAAGAAGAUCCGGGGAAGUUUAUUUGGGAUUCAAGGAAUUCAAGAGCCCCAAGAUAAGAGUCGAGUUCGCGGAUCUAUCGUGCAUGGAACCUAUGGAAUGCUUGAAGAUGUCAUGAUGGAAAUAGGGGGUCGAUCGGUCCCAACUGACUUUCAAGUCAUGAUUUGGGAAGGCUCAAAGAGGAAUCAACUGAUUCUUGGAACCCCAUUCCUUGCUACAGCUGGAGCGGUCCUAAACUACUUUGGGAAUCAUCUAUCUUUUGGCCACAUCCGGCAAGAUAUCUUUUUCCCAAGUGUAAAUUUCAGGUCAGUGCCAAGUGCGACCAAGCUACCACCAGAAGAAGCCACUCUCACGCCUAAGAAAGAAGCCGUGAUGCAUGGAGAAAGAAGAGAGAGAAUCAACUCCAUCUCACUUCCAACCUUUGAUGAAUAUGGAGCUGAAGAGGAGACUAAUGGUGCACCUAAUCUCUUUCACAAGAUAAGAAUCUUUACACCAAAAGAUUCGGAGCUUAAAGGUGACCAAUCCAUUGAAGAGAAGCUUGAGAGAACUAUGAAGCUUUUCCCCAAGGCAUUGGUUUUCAAAGAUGAUGUGAGAGAUGACUAUGGCGCGACAACACCACCACAAGAGCCACUGAACCGGAGAAUGGAGAAGCUAAAGGGAUCCUUUGCCCUUCAGCCACUCUUCACCACGAUUAAAGAAAGAGAAGGAGUCAAGCUAAAUGACUUAAAACAAAAGCGCUUUAUGGGAGGCAACCCAUAUGGUUUUUAA
Microthlaspi erraticum is the source of this 1410-nucleotide messenger RNA. The record is from the annotation of a GenBank genome assembly. Lineage: Eukaryota; Viridiplantae; Streptophyta; Magnoliopsida; Brassicales; Brassicaceae.